AUGUCCAGAUACAUGCAAGACCCAUUUAGGAAUACAGACCUCAAGAGAGAGUUAUCUGUGCUCAGCUUAAUUCCACUCACCUCCGUGUCCCAAGUGGGACACAUGUGCUUUCAGGAACAUCCGGCGUGUUUGCUCUCAUCGUCACGGUUCCUCGGGCGCGCGCCCUUAGUCCCGGGGCCGCCUCUCCCCCGGACGCGUGCGAAGGCGGACUGGGUUCCGCUGCGGUCUCCACGAGAGCCACCGGUCCUGAAAGCGCGGAUGCUUUGUUUGCGGAAACGAAAGCGAAUACUUCUUUCCAAGGAGACUUGGGAAAGGGCGGACGCUCCCACUGCCUCAGGCGUUCCCUGGAGGACCUUCAAGUCGCCGCCGUGUGGGCGGGCUAGCGUCCCGCUGCUGCGCUGGUUCCGAGCCCUUCCCUUGCCUCUCCCAGGGUCCUUCUCCCAGCGUCGGAGGAAGGCCCGCGGUCUGCGAGUGCAGUGCGGGUGGUGGGAAUCCCUGGGAGGAUUACGAAAUCCUUCAAGUGGGAUUUACCAAAGGCGUUCCUUUCCGCUCGCUUCCGUUCCCGCUCAACAAACGUGUUGGAAACGUGUUGCUACUGAAAGGAAGUGGUGCUGGGCUGCAUUUUCUGUGCCUAGUCUGCGAGAAACAGCCCUGGAAUAGGGCCUCUAUUUCUUCCUUGGAGCAUCCCUCCCCGGGACCUGGGAGUUGAAACUCUCUAGGCUAAAGAAACUGAAGCAGGUUCAGGACUGGGUCUCUGAAAUUCUGGGUGUCUCUACGCUGGGUUAAACUAAGUUUUUCAGAAAAUGUCUAACUAGGCUAAAGACCUUGUGCUUCAGAGUGUUUUGAGAGGAGAGUUUGGGGGAAAGGGCUCUCUCUAGAAGGUAAAUUUGUAUGGGAGAUGGGGAGUGUGUGUUUACACGGAGUAUCGGGCGUCUUUCUUAUGGGUGGACAUUGUGGAUGAGAAUGAGAGAUUAAGGCAGAAUUAGCUGGGCUUUUAAUCCCAAACAGUGUUUUAAAAAUAAAAACUAUAUAUUUAAGGUGUA
This is a messenger RNA of Nomascus leucogenys (northern white-cheeked gibbon), 1043 nucleotides long. RefSeq lists its product as uncharacterized. The transcript is spliced from 2 exons. NCBI's taxonomy places the organism in Eukaryota, Metazoa, Chordata, Mammalia, Primates, Hylobatidae. The record is from RefSeq and is a predicted model, not a curated record. The coding region runs from base 1 to 660 and encodes 219 amino acids.